AUGGCCUCCGAUCCAGGUCACUCUCGUGGUGUCCUGAACCACUUGAUCAUUGUCUGUUGUCAUGCCAUCUAUAUCGGGGGUCCAGCACAUGGAGCCACGGAAAAUGAAUGGAUGAUUGAACACUUCCAGCGAGGAGAGACGCCAACGUUCAUCAAACAUGCCCAGGCUGGACUACAAGUGCUUGCAAAAGACCCUCAGGCGUUGCUCGUCUUCUCAGGCGGUCCAACCAAGAAGCCUCGAACAGACCUUAGCGAAGGACAAUCAUACCAAAACCUAGUCCGGGAGAAUGCUUAUUUUCAACAAGAGCUCAAGAUCGCUACAAUUGAUCCAUCGCGAAUCAUUACAGAAUGUAACGCAACAGACUCCUAUCAGAAUGUGCUCUUCUCGCUACUUCGCUUUCGAGCUCAUGCGAGUGUCUACCCCAAACGAAUCACUGUCGUGACACACGCGUUCAAACGCGAUCGAUUUAUGGACUGUCACUUUCCUGCUAUCGGUUUGCUGCCUCGCUUACGUACUGAGAUGCACAGGCAUGCCCAAAUGGUGUCCGUGAUUGGGAUAGAUCCGCCCGAGGAGGUUACUCCCUUGGACAGUCUGAUCUUAGGCGAGGCGCUACGGGGAAUUGGGGUAUGGAAAGGUGAUCCGUACGGGGUCGGAUCAGUCUUGGCCAACAAACGGAUCGAUCGGGGGUGGAUACCAGAAACGAUGCAAGAAAUAUGCGGUGACGGGGUCUUUGAACCCAUCGUCGAGCAAUUGAUGAAGUGGCAAGGAGGCUCGUGGAACGAAUGGUUUCCGAUGAUGGCCAAAUUACCAUGGUACUAUGGAAAUUCGCCAUGA
Penicillium daleae is the source of this 834-nucleotide messenger RNA. Its product is annotated as DUF218 domain protein. Gene Ontology annotation, cellular component: cytoplasm. The transcript is spliced from 4 exons. Bases 1 to 834 code for a protein of 277 amino acids. The record is from RefSeq and is a predicted model, not a curated record. Lineage: Eukaryota; Fungi; Ascomycota; Eurotiomycetes; Eurotiales; Aspergillaceae.